Messenger RNA from Ochotona princeps (American pika), 1377 nucleotides. RefSeq names its product Sin3A associated protein 25 (gene SAP25). Gene Ontology annotation, cellular component: cytoplasm; nucleus. Gene Ontology annotation, biological process: regulation of DNA-templated transcription. Bases 104 to 1276 code for a protein of 390 amino acids. NCBI's taxonomy places the organism in Eukaryota, Metazoa, Chordata, Mammalia, Lagomorpha, Ochotonidae. The record is from RefSeq and is a predicted model, not a curated record. The transcript has 4 exons.
GCCGUGGGGAGGCUCCCUGAGGGCAGGGCCGGGUUGCUCAAAAGGCUGAGUAUCCCCAGCGCGGCACCAUUCGCCAUCCGCUCGCGCUCGCGAACACAGCAACAUGUUGCCGCGGAGGUCCCAGUCCUGGGGCGACGGCGCCGAAGAGGAGCCCGAGAAGCCCGGCCCAUCAUCGGGCAGUGAGCAGGGCAAUGAGCAGAGCGAGACCAAGAGCUCUGGAGAGGAGGCACCGAAGGAUCAAGGAGCGGCAUCGCAGGACAGCGUGCAGCCCCAGGCCGUCAACGCUCCCUGGACCCCGGGGCAGCAACUGGCGCCAGAGCAGGCCCAGCAAGCCCCAGGUAGGCGCCAAGCUCCCCGCCUUCCCAGUCUCCCUGCCUCCGGGCCCAAUUGCAUCCCUUCAAGUGUCCAUCGUCCCCCCCUCCGUCUUCCCCGCCCCAUCCCAGCUUUCCACCAGGUAUCCUGGGAGGUGAGUCCUACCAGGAUGGCUCUACUACCACCUUGGGAUCCCAACUAUGAGGUUAAAGCGGGAACUCGGGUGCUGUGGGCGGCUGGCUGCGGAUCCGGUGCAUCUUACUCUGGGCGGACUUUGUGGCAUCCAUCCUUCUGGCCACUGUACGAGACCAGCUCCGGUGGGACCAGCUCUGGUGGGACCAGCUCUGGUGGGACCAGCUCUGGCGGGGCCAGCUCCAGUGGGGCCAACUCUGGUGGGGCCAGCUCCGGCGGGGGCUCCCAGCCCCAGGCCCCUGGCGCUGGCCAGCAGCCUGCUGAGUCGGUGGCCCGGGAUGCAGGGAUCCCUGUGCUGUGCAGGGAAGAAAUCUUCUUGUUAGAUCCUCUGCUUCCCCAGGGGCAACGGGUGCCUCUCUUGCUGUCGGAGGUCCCUCAACAGGUGAGAGCAGUGCCCUGUGGAACGCCCUCUUCCCUGUCUGGCUGCUGGAGGGCUGGGGCUGUGGGGGAGACACUUGUUCUCUUCUCUUUUCAGGCCAUGGGCUCCCUGAGGCUGCUGUUGCCUCCUGCGAUCAUGUCUCCCUUGGUCGUGCCCACUGUGACCCGGAGCACCUCCACCGCCUGGCUCACCGGGCCGGAGCUCAUAGCUGUCACUGGUCUGCUGCAGAUGAGUGAGGGGGCGCCACGACCCAGCACCCCCCCUCAAACUUCUCCUCUUUCUGGGGACCCCCCAAGCUCAGCCGAUGAGCCCCAGGACCCCGAGGGUGGCCAGGACUGCCCUCCGGGUCCUGACUCGGACCUUGCACGGUCCCCAGGCCCCCAGAGUCAGUAGCUCCUCUUGGUAAAAGGUGGGGGGGGGGCCCAGCAUAAAGUCAACCGCCUGCUUCCCUCACAAGCUUGAUGAAAAAUAAAAGUGUUGACUUGCAAACUUGG